AUGCAGGCAGUGAUGGGCCUUGUUGACGAGAUCCUCUCCGCGAUCCAAUCUAACCCCGAGGACGACCCUAUCAUAGAAUGCUACAAUGACAACUACAAACUCGGCAUCUGUCUGAAGGAGGAUCCGGACGGUGCUCUCUCAUUUGCUGAUAAAAAUCUCCGUGUCUUCCCUUUCAAAGAUGUGAAGGACUGCUGGAGAAGGUUGUUUUGUGAUGCGAGUCUUGCAAAGGCUUGCCUUAUGAUACGGGGUCAAUAUAGUCAGCGCAACAAUGACGCUGAUUCGGAUCCAAAAAAACAAAACGAUGAGAGAAAUAUUGAAAAUGAGACUCAAAAGACGGAGGCUGGUGAAAAGCCAAGCCUGAACACUCCUUGGUUGUGUCCCGUUAUUCAUAUUCUUGACAAAGCGGUGAUAAUGACUGGCGCUCCACGACGUGGACAGCUGAUUGAGUCUUUAAUAUCGGCGCUGCAAGAUGCUAGUGGUCCUGAAAAAAUGGCGUUUGAGCCCUAUCCGUUGCCUAAUUUUGGCGUACGUGAAACAUCACAAUCAAAACGCAGAAAGUUGGCGCAGUUGCCAAUGUUUCCACCUGAUGUCGUUCCCGCGCCGCGCUUGGGCUACCCUGUUCCACGUGUUUCCGCUCUGUCGUUUGAGGAGUUUACAGAACACAUGUGGGAUCAACGUACACCGCUUGUCAUUACUGAUGCAGUGAGCCAUUGGCCAGCAUUAUCAAGCAGGCCUUGGUCGUCGAGAGAUUACUGGUCUCGGAGAACUUUUGGGGGACGGAGGCUAGUCCCCGUUGAGGUUGGUCGCUCAUACACGGAUGAGGGUUGGGGACAGCGCAUCAUUCCCUUUGGAGAGUUUGUAAAAAAUUAUAUCUGGAGAGAAGGUGAAAACGAUGAAGUCAGUUGUCGGGGAAAUGAGAAACAAUUAGACGAAGCCGCGGAACGUCAGACGGGGUAUCUCGCGCAGCAUGAUCUGCUGGCCCAAAUACCCGCGUUGAGGAACGACAUUUCCAUCCCAGACUAUUGCUUUGCUGAACCUCCAGGCCCCGAACCGGGUACUCCCGUAUAUGAGAAGAAAAUGCGAAAGAAAGGGUCCAUUGAUAAGAAAGCAACCAGGCUCAAUCAUGAAUCCGCCGUUCAGCCAGAGCACAAUAUGGAGGAACAUGGUGGACUAUGUGAUCCGAUAACUAAUAUAUGGGUUGGGCCAGCGUGGACAAUAUCUCCGCUCCACCACGACCCAUAUCACAAUAUCCUGGUGCAGGUCGUCGGCGCGAAAUAUAUACGGCUAUACUCCCCCUGCACUCCUGCGUCUCUUAUACAUCCUCGCGGUAUGGAAGUUGUGAAUUCGUCAUCGUGGGACUCAAACGAAGAAAGUCAGGCUCAGCAGAAAGAAUCCAAGAGUGGUCAUUCUGUUUCGUGUUCCGGGGAGCAAUCAAUUGACAUGUCCAACACUUCGAAGGUAGAUAUCGCGGCCAUUGAGCUCUCCCCCGCUGAGGCUGAGACCUGGGAUUCUCUCUGGCCCGGAUUCGCGGAAGCAAACUAUGUUGAGACGGUGUUGAGGGAAGGAGAAUGUCUUUACAUACCGGUUGGCUGGUGGCAUUAUGUGCGCGGCCUGCAGGCUGGAAUCAGUGUUAGUUUCUGGUGGGAUUGA
Messenger RNA from Uncinocarpus reesii 1704, 1650 nucleotides. RefSeq lists its product as uncharacterized. Lineage: Eukaryota; Fungi; Ascomycota; Eurotiomycetes; Onygenales; Onygenaceae. The coding region runs from base 1 to 1650 and encodes 549 amino acids. Gene Ontology annotation, molecular function: 2-oxoglutarate-dependent dioxygenase activity. The record is from RefSeq and is a predicted model, not a curated record. The transcript has a single exon.